Messenger RNA from Emiliania huxleyi CCMP1516, 1497 nucleotides. RefSeq lists its product as hypothetical. The record is from RefSeq and is a predicted model, not a curated record. Gene Ontology annotation, biological process: L-tryptophan biosynthetic process. Bases 1 to 1497 code for a protein of 498 amino acids. Lineage: Eukaryota; Haptophyta; Isochrysidales; Noelaerhabdaceae. Gene Ontology annotation, molecular function: phosphoribosylanthranilate isomerase activity; indole-3-glycerol-phosphate synthase activity. The transcript has 3 exons.
AUGAGCAAGCUAGAGAUGAUCGUCAAGCAGCGGCGGCUCGACGUCGCCGAGGCCAAGACGCGGGUGGCUGCCGAGGCGCUGCGCGCCCGCGUCGCCGCGGCGGCUCCGCCGAACGACUUUGCGGCUGUGCUCAGCAAGAGCGGCCCGAUGGCGCUGCUUGCAGAGAUGAAGCGCGCGAGCCCGAGCAAGGGCGACAUCGCGCCGCACACCGACGCGGCGCAGCAGGGCCUCACCUACGCGCUCGCUGGCGCCUGCACCAUCUCUGUGCUCACCGAGCCGUCGUGGUUCAAGGGCUCGCUCGACGACCUCGCUCGCGUGCGCGCGGCGCUCGUCGCGGGCGGGCUGGGCGAGGAGGUGUGCGUGCUGCGCAAGGACUUCAUCGUCGACGAGUACCAGCUGCUCGAGGCGCGCGCGCACGGCGCCGACACCGCGCUCCUCAUCGUCGCCGCGCUCUCGGCCGCAGAGCUGUCGUCGCUCAUGGCCUUCUCUCGCAGCCUCGGCAUGGAGCCCCUGGUCGAGGCGGCCAACGAGGGCGAGAUGCGGGUGGCGCUCGACGCGGGCGCGCGGGUGAUCGGCGUCAACAACCGCAACCUCCACACCUUCGAGGUGGACAUGACGACCACCUCCCGCUGCGCUGCGCUCGUGCCGAGCGGCUCGAGCGUGCGCCUCCUUGCCCUCUCCGGCGUUGCGACUCGCUCCGACGUCACCGCCCUCGCUGACGUCGGAGCGUGCGGCGUCCUCGUCGGCGAGUCUCUGAUGCGCGCCGACUCGCCGGCGGGGCUGGCGCGGGAGCUGCUCGGCCUGCCGCCGCCGCGCGCGCUCUGCAAGGUCUGCGGCGUGCGCGACGCCGAGACCGCCGCCGCCGCCGCCAAGGCCGGCGCCGACCUCAUCGGCGUGAUUCUCGCGCCGUCCAAGCGGCAGGUGAGCGUCGGCGAGGCGGCGGCCAUCGUGGCGGCGGUGCGCGAGGCGCGGCCGCGGCCGAAGGGGUGGGCGCUGCCCCGCUUCCCGCAGCGCGCCGCGCCGGCGCCGGACCAGGGCGCGGACGAGGCGCGCGAGACCAGGCAGUGGCUGCAGGGCUGGAGCGGCCUGCUGCGGCGCGCCUGCGCGCAGGCGGGCCCGCUGGUCGUGGGGCUGCACGGCAACGAAGGGUGGGCGGUGGCGGCGGAGCUGGCGCGGCCGGCGGUCCGAGUGGUGCACAUGGGCCCGGCGCUCACCGCCGAGCAGGUCUGCUCCCAGAUCCAGGGCGGGCUCGCCGCCGCCGUCCUCCUCGACUCCAAGGGCGGCGGCACGGGCAAGACGUUUGACUGGUCGAUUGGCGAGGAGGUGCAGCGGCGGACGCCCUUCAUCCUCGCCGGAGGGCUGACGCCGGACAACGUGGGCGCGGCGGUGCGGCAGGUCGGGCCGUGGUGCGUCGACGUCUCCAGCGGCAUCGAGACGGACGGCGUCAAGGACCCGGACAAGAUUGAGGCGUACCUGCGCAACGCCGCCCAGGCGUGA